GGGCCAGCCAGGCAUCCGAUUCCUAAGGGGUUCCUCCGGGGAUGACGUACUUGCCUUAAAAAGUGCAGAGAGAAAAACACUCUGCUGUAUUGAUUCCAUGUGGACUGGACUCGAAGAGAAAUGUCAAAGUCCGGCCAAAGGCCCCCUUAGAUCAUCCGCUUGACAUAACCGUCUUUGUCCGCUGUGGUUUCAUCACAUGGUCCUGGGAAAAGGAUUGUAAACGCCAGCCGUGGAGAAUUAAGCGCUCCGAAGGACGCUGCACGUCAACAAAGCUCUCUGUACGGGCUGAUCUCUUUACCUUCAAUGGCAUCUAUAACUCAGGAAGACAUUCAUAAGUUUCGCCGGGACGGGUUCCUCGUCCUCGAACAGUUUUUCAGCCCCGAAGAGUGCGACGCCAUGAGGGCCCAGAUCCAAAAGAUCGUUGCCGACAUGGACGUGCCGCCGCACUGCCGCACGGAGUUUUCGACCAAGGAGGAGGAGCAGCUGCAGGCGCAGGGCAGCGCGGAAUAUUUCCUGACCAGCGGAGACCAGAUCCGGUUCUUUUUUGAAAAAGGUGUUUUUGAUUACAAAGGGGAUUUCCUUGUUCCGAAGGAAAAAUCCGUCUGCAAAAUUGGCCACGCAUUGCACGCCUACGAUCCCCUCUUCAAGCGAGUCACUCACGCCGCCCAAGUGCAGGAACUGGCAAGAAAAAUUGGCCUUGAACAUCCCGUGGUGGUGCAGAGCAUGUACAUCUUCAAACAACCUGGCAUUGGUGGUGAAGUGACUCCACAUCAGGAUGCCACGUUUCUACACACCAACCCUCUGGGCAGGAUUGUGGGUCUCUGGAUAGCCCUGGAAAACGCCACGCAAGAGAACGGUUGCUUGUGGUUCAUUCCUGGCUCUCAUACAAGUGGGAUCACUCGGCGCAUGGUCCGAACUCCCCCGGGGACGGUACCGUGCACCACAUUUGUGGGCUGUGAGCGGGAGUACGAGGACAACCGAUUCAUUCCUGUCCCGGUUGGGAAAGGUGGCACGGUGCUGAUUCAUGGCGAGGUUGUCCAUAAAAGUGAACCCAACUACUCGGAAAGGUCCCGCCACGCCUACACCUUCCACCUGAUGGAGGCCAAGGACGCGACGUGGAGCAGAGAAAACUGGCUUCAGCCAACUCCUGUCUUACCCUUCCCUCCUCUGUACACACACCACUAACGGCUGGAGUCCGACCGGUUGGUUGCCCGUCGCAUGUCUUGGGAGCUGCCAUUAGCUGCUUUUGUUUUUGGAUCCAAGUUUCUAGUCCUGAAGAUUCUGCUUUGCGGGGCUGGGAGGACAAGACCCGGUAUAGUGUGCUGUAGUGGUUAUACUGUUAAACUGCGACUGAGGAGGCCUGGGUUUGAAUCGCCGCUCAGCCAUGCUUGAGUUGGGGCAAACCACUUCCCAAAGAUGAACAGAGGGGUCGAGCUCCUUACGACGGGGUUCCCCACUCGUUGGUUUGUUUAUUUUUAGCUGCUGGGCAAAUUUGGAGUUUUGACAAGGUGUCGUGGGCGCUCUCACAAAAUGGCUGCCACAGCGAGGGCGACUGAUCACAAACAUUCAUUUCCCACCAAGCACAGUGGUGAAACUACAGAAAAGUAAUAUAUCCCAGAUCCUACCUCUGCCUUGUAACUCAUGCCUGUUAUUUCCUCACACCCCACACGUAAACUGUCACGUCUUAAUACCUACAGGUACUCUAAUUAAAAAUAAU
Molecule: messenger RNA, 1717 nt
Organism: Elgaria multicarinata webbii
Lineage: Eukaryota; Metazoa; Chordata; Lepidosauria; Squamata; Anguidae
Gene: PHYHD1
Product: phytanoyl-CoA dioxygenase domain containing 1
Exons: 12
Coding region: 304-1185 (293 amino acids)
Source: RefSeq, a predicted model, not a curated record